Messenger RNA from Malurus melanocephalus (red-backed fairy wren), 2865 nucleotides. RefSeq names its product erythrocyte membrane protein band 4.1 like 4A (gene EPB41L4A). The record is from RefSeq and is a predicted model, not a curated record. NCBI's taxonomy places the organism in Eukaryota, Metazoa, Chordata, Aves, Passeriformes, Maluridae. The coding region runs from base 38 to 1957 and encodes 639 amino acids. The transcript has 23 exons. Gene Ontology annotation, cellular component: cytoskeleton.
UCUCCUCCCCGCCCCGUCCCCGGCCAUCGCAGCAGGCAUGGGCUGUUUCUGCGCGGUCCCGGAGGAAUUUUACUGCGAAGUUUUGCUUCUGGACGAGUCCAAGCUGACCCUGACUACACAGCAGCAGGGCAUCAAGAAGUCAACGAAGGGGUCGGUUGUCCUGGGCUACGUAUUUCGUCACUUAAACCUGGUGGAAAUAGAUUACUUUGGACUGCGCUACUGUGACCGAAGUCAUCAAACGUACUGGCUGGAUCCUGCCAAGACCCUCGCGGAACAUAAAGAAUUGAUAAACACUGGACCACCUUACACUCUGUAUUUUGGCAUUAAAUUUUAUGCAGAGGAUCCGUGUAAACUUAAGGAAGAAAUAACAAGGUAUCAGUUUUUCUUGCAGGUAAAGCAAGAUGUCCUACAGGGCCGUUUGCCUUGUCCAACCAACACUGCAGCACAGCUGGGAGCAUACAUAAUUCAGUCUGAGCUGGGGGACUAUGACCCGUACAAGCACACCGCGGGUUACGUCUCCGAGUACCGCUUUGUUCCYGACCAGAAGGAAGAGCUGGAGGACGCCAUAGAGCGGAUACACAAGACUCUGAUGGGUCAAGUUCCUGCUGAGGCAGAAGUGAACUACCUAGGGGUGGCCAAGUCUCUGGAAAUGUAUGGAGUGGAUCUCCAUCCUGUUUAUGGUGAAAACAAAUCUGAAUACUUUUUAGGAUUAACACCCAUAGGAGUUGUUGUCUACAAGAAUAAAAAACAAGUAGGAAAGUAUUUCUGGCCUAGAAUUACAAAAGUUCACUUCAAGGAAACACAGUUUGAACUUCGAGUCCUGGGAAAAGAUUGCAACGAAACUUCCUUCUUUUUUGAAGCACGUAACAAGGUCACAUGCAAACAUCUCUGGAAGUGCUGUGUAGAACAUCACACAUUUUUCAGGGUGCCAGAGAAUGAAUCMAACUCUCUGUCAAGAAAAGUCAGCAAGUUUGGAUCCAUAGGUUAUAAACAUCGGUACAGUGGCAAAACGUCUUUGCGAAUGACCAGAGACCCUUCUGUGCAGCUUCCGCGGCCUGGCCAGAGCAUUGAAAGGAGUCGCAGCAAGACUUACCCCAAAAGAACACAACAGACAGGUUCUAAGAGCGUGAGCCAGAUUACAACAAAUGGGGAAGACGAAGGAACAACCAAAAUUAUUGCACCUUCUCCAGUAAAAAGCUUUAAAAAGAUGAAAAAUGAAAACAGUCCAGAAACGCAAAGAAGCAAAACAAGCGCUCCAUGGGAGGAAAAUGGCCCACAGAGUGGGCUGUACAAUUCUGCCAGUGACCGCAAUAAAUCACCGAAGUUUCCCUACUCACGCCGAAGGAACCCGUCUGGUGGCAGUGAGAAUGAGCCUGGGCAGCCAGUUCGGAGGAGGAAAAAUCAAAACAGUGGUGAAGAUUCAGAUUUAAAGCAAAGGAGAAGGUCACGGUCCCGCUGUAACACCAGCAGUGGCAGCGAAUCCGAAAACUCCAACAGAGAACAUCGGAAGAAGAGAAACAGAUUACGGCAAGAGAAUGAUAUGGUUGACUCGGCUCCUCAGUGGGAAGCUGUGCUGCGGCGGCAGAAGGGAAAAACCCAGGCAGAUCCAAACUACCGGCGAUCCAGGCACAGAUCUCGAUCGAGGAGCCCAGAUGUACAAGCAAAAGAAGAACUAUGGAAACAUAUUCAGAAGGAACUUGUGGAUCCAUCUGGCCUAUCUGAGGAGCAGUUGAAAGAAAUUCCGUACACUAAAGUAGAGACUCAAGGCGACCCCAUCCGCAUCCGGCACUCACAUUCCCCUCGCAGCUACCGGCAAUACCGGCGCUCCCAGUGCUCCGAUGGCGAGAGAUCUGUCCUGUCUGAAGUGAAUGUCAAAACUGAUCUGGUCCCUCCACUGCCUGUCACACGAUCUUCAGAUGGUAAAGGUCUCUGUGUCCAGUUGACUCAACAGGGUUGAAGAGGUUCACACAAAGAGUGCCCACCCUACCCUUCAGCACUGCAAAAGUCCCCAGUGUCUGUGGUGUUAAAUGUCUGGAUGAAUUUCACGGGCUCAUGUCCUACCAGCAGCAGUGGUAAAGCAUUCAGUUAAUCUCUGUUGCUCAAGUAAACUUUCACAUUGCAUUGAUGAAACUUUUUGAUGUAAGUAUUUUCAAGUACCCAACUUGAAGUUUUAUCACUUCACUGAAUAUCUGGGUUUUUUUCCCUCAGRAAAAAAAAAAAAAAAAGCAAAGCCAGAAAUGAAAACUCCAGUGAUGUAGCACUGGAUCAUUGUUUAACUAUUGACUUAAAAGUUUUAUGGCUUCAAAAACUUGGAUGACUUGUCACACCCUUGGGUAUGUAGAUACACAAAUCACAGUUUCAGCAACAAAGAAAGAUUUGAUAAUGCUUCUACUUUUUAUUAAUGCCUUGUUUGUACUAAUGAAUUUUGGGCUGACUACACUAGUCAACUUUUCAAUGGUGUUGGCUUUUUCAAGCCUUUACAGCAAAGCACUAUUUGGCAUACAAGGUUCAAACCUUUCAUAUUUUUUUACCAGUCUUUUAACAUUUCCAAUCCUUGUGUUUAGAACUGCUGCACAAUAUCACAUCCCUAAAAGCAAACAUGAAAAUGCAUGUCUUUGUUUUGGACACAGACAGUGCAUACUGGCUGAACAAGCCACCCAUACCAAACCUUCUACUUUAUAGUUUCCACUUUGCUCUUGGUGAUAAGAAUACAGCCAUCAAGCUGAUCUCAUUCCCACUGUUUCAGCUCUAAUUUCUGCUCUAAAGUCAUUAUGCCAAACUUCCUUUUCAGCAGAAAGUCUGCUUCAUUUUAGGAGUAAGCUACAGGACAGAGUUGCACAAGGAAUUAUUUUUACUCACAGCUGU